UAUUGGAGAGGGGUCAACCGGAAAUGACCUUACAAUGCAAGCAUUGUGGGAUAAAAUAUCUAACAUGGCCGAUGUAAACAAACGGCAGAUAGAAUCCCAUACAGAGAUUAUUGCCAAUUUGGCUGCCAAUAUGCUUACCGUGCAAGACGCGGUUACCAACAAAAAUGUCCAGAAAACUAAAACAAACAAUAAUACGCAAAAGGACAAAGCUGACAACGAGGUUAACCUCAUAAACAAUAACAAUCAAAGUGAUCUGUCAGAUAAUGGUCUGGAAGAUAUUUCCGACGAUGACGAUGAUGAGUUAAACAUCGAUGAUAUUGUUGACGCAAAUGACGAUGCGGAGAAUAAAGCUUUUCUAGAUGAACUAGAGAAAAUGUACGAAGAGCCUAAGAAAUUUGGUGACAGUAUAGAUAAUCAGAUGGCAAAAUUGGUAGAUCAGGCUAUAAAUAAGCCAAUGAAAACAGAAACACUAACAAAGUUAGAGGAACAGUAUUUAGUUCCAGAAAACUGUAAACGCCUUCAGGUUCCCAAAGUUAACAAAGAAAUUUGGAGAGGGUUCAAGAGUAAGAAACAAAGAGAUCCAGAUUUGGCACUACAAAAUGUGCAAAAAUGCAUGACAACUACUCUUCUAAUGGUAGUUAAGUCUUUAAAUGUUAUGAAAUCUGGAGGGGACAUGAAUGAGGUUAAAAACACAACAAAAGACAUGUUUAAAAUGUUAACCCAUGGUAUAUAUACAUCAAAUAGAAAACGCAAACAGCUAAUAACGCCAGGAAUUCCUAGUAAAUAUAGAAGGGUAACAGAGGUGGACACACCAGUUACAGAGUACCUUUUCGGGGACAAUUUAGAUACAAAAUUGGAAGACCUUGAAAAAGAAGACAGGAGGACAAAUAAACUCAGCUUUAAUGACUCUUUUUUAGAGGAACGCAAAGUGGAGAAACGUCCAGGACCUCCAUGGCAAAAACCACCCUAUUUUCAGCCAAAGCAUUCAAAAACUUCUGGACAAGUACAUGGACAGAAGGGCAACAAGAACAAGAAGAUGAAGGCCGGAUUUCACAACAAAGACAAACGUUAAGUUGUCAUAGGACAGGUGCUUCAGAAAAUCAUCAAGGACAAGUUAGACAAAGUAGUAUUGAUAGCACCACUUUGGCCAACACAAAUAUGGUUUCCGCAAUUAUUACAUCAGAUCAGUCAACAAUCAUACAUCCUGCCGAAAAACAGUCUCUUUCUACCACAGGAUCUGAAACGAAUUCAUCCAAUUUCAAACCUCCGUCUGGGAGCUUUUAUCUUGUCCGGGAAAACUUGGAAAAUAAAGGACUUUCAACACUCACUGCCGACAUCAUUUUACAAUCUUG
Messenger RNA from Mytilus trossulus (common blue mussel), 1352 nucleotides. Its product is annotated as MATH and LRR domain-containing protein PFE0570w-like. Bases 35 to 1072 code for a protein of 345 amino acids. The transcript has 2 exons. The record is from RefSeq and is a predicted model, not a curated record. NCBI's taxonomy places the organism in Eukaryota, Metazoa, Mollusca, Bivalvia, Mytilida, Mytilidae.